This is a messenger RNA of Andrographis paniculata, 922 nucleotides long. RefSeq lists its product as uncharacterized. The transcript is spliced from 2 exons. NCBI's taxonomy places the organism in Eukaryota, Viridiplantae, Streptophyta, Magnoliopsida, Lamiales, Acanthaceae. The record is from RefSeq and is a predicted model, not a curated record. The coding region runs from base 96 to 506 and encodes 136 amino acids.
AAUGAGGCAGAGAACAAUCCGAAGAUGUAACGAGGGUAACCCAUCUCUGUCAAUCGAUCUGUGGUGUUUGAGGACUGAAGACGAAGAAGAAGACGAUGUGGUGGAAGUGCAAUGGCAAUGCGGUGACGGCGAUGGUGGUGAGGCACUUUUCGUCGCAGUCGAGGAAGCGCGCCCCCAAUUUGAGGAAGAUAAACCCUAGGGUUCCAUUCCAGGAAGCUGCACACAUUGCCGAAGGUCUGUACGGCGUUAUCAAGAGCCACGGCCCUGUCACCGUCGGAACCGCUUGGAAUCACGCCAAGGAUGUUGGGGUAAGUGGAUUGAGCAGCAAAACUCACAUGAAAUUGAUGCUCAAAUGGAUGAGGGGAAGAAAUAUGCUGAAACUGAUUUGCAAUCAAGUCGGCUCUAACAAGAAAUUUCUCCUCGCGACGCUCCCUGAAGAGCCCCGCCCGGACAACCCUGACCAAUCUCCCUCUGUGGACCAGAAUCCGAGGACCCAAAGACCUUAAAAAAAGUCGAGAUAGAAAUUCGUGAUUCUGAGGGUUGAAGAUACGAUUGUAGUGAUAAUUCUUGCGCGCCAUGUUUAUCUUUUGUUGCAUUGAAACCUGCUUUGCUUCUCUAAGCUUGUUUGUUUUCGAGCAGUAGAAUUUUUUAAAGUCGGAACCGUUGAGGAUGGAAGGUUAUGUUAGAGUUCAAGUGGUGAAAUUAAGAAUUGUUCACAUAUUCUUAAUCGUUUUCUUAGCAAGUCUAAUGUUCUAUGCAAGAAAUGUAUGGUAGUGUUCUUACACAAUAAUGUUCUUAGUUAAUGCAAGCCUUUGUGGUCACGAAAAGCUAUUUUGUUGGAUAUUUGAAACUCUGGGUAUCUAAACUUGAUACCAAGUUUAUAAAAUUUCUGCUUUAUAUAUGUUAGGUUCUGUUUUGAUGA